This is a messenger RNA of Paramecium sonneborni, 2040 nucleotides long. Lineage: Eukaryota; Ciliophora; Oligohymenophorea; Peniculida; Parameciidae. The record is from the annotation of a GenBank genome assembly.
AUGGAAUAAAACAUUUCAAUCAAAUGUCCAAUUCAUAGAAGAGAAUUAAUAGUAACAGGAUGUAUUAAUCCUAAUUGCAAUCGUUCACCUUUAAUUUGUCAAAUGUGUCCAGAUGCUCAUUCUGAUCAUUAUUCAAAUAUAGUUCAAAUAUCUGAAUGGCUUUAAAAAGUCUCGAAGACUAUUUAAGAAGGCUCAAAAACAUUAAAAUAGAUAAGAGAUAUUAAUUAAAUUGAUUCUGUUUUAAAAUGGUGUGAAGAUAAUGAAAUGCAUCUCAAAAAGGUUGACGAACAUUGUAAAGCAUAGAAAGCCUUAAUUGGAGAAGAUUUCAAUUAUUUAAAAGAUCUUUUUAUAGAAAAAUGCAACUAAGCGUAAGCAUAACUAGAAUAAGAUAUAGAAGACUUCUAUACAAAAUAUAAGGAAUAAUUUAAAAUUUGUAAACUUAUUAUGGAUGACUCAUAUAUUUUAUAAAAGUAAUGCAAUCCUUAUAGUAAUGUUCAUAAUCUUAUUUUUAAAUUGCAGUAAUCAAAUUCAAAAGAUGCUUAAGAAUUAAUAAACUAAAUAAGAAAAUUAAUAAAUAAACCAUACGAUCCAAUAGAGAAUAUAAAGUAGUGUGCAGAAUCAAUAACAGAAAUGACAUAUAAUCUUCCAGUGUUUGCAUUUUAAGAUGGUAUAGAUAGCUUUGUAAAUUAAUUGGCUGAUUAAAUACAUAAUCAUUUUAAAACAAAACUAAACAUCACUUUACCUAGAAAAAUAGUUUCACCUAUUAAAUUUUAACCAAAAAAUCUUCAUAAAUAAUAUUCAUUACCAACUGAAAAUAUGUAAAACAAUUAUAACAGUAAUUAAAAUAUAUCAAAAUCACCUCGGUUAAACUAAAAAUUAGCAUUUUCUCCUUAGAAUAGUAUUGCUUUGCAUUCUAAGACUAUUGUAGGACAAUGUAGUGAUUUUACUUUGAAACCUUUAAAAAAAUAUUAAUUAGACUUUUGUGUAUCAGCAAUAGAAGUUGUGACACCAUAGAUAUUUGCAAUGACUUGUAGUAAUGACCCUCAUUUGAGAGUUUUUGAUACUAUAUAAAAAAGAAUUCAUACAUUAUCAACUCACACAACUCCCAUUAUACAAAUACAUAAAUCAACAGAUUAGAUUAUUCCAUUAUAGUAGAAUAAUAACUAAAAACCAUAAACGUAUUUGCUCACAUUAUCAAAUGAAUAAUUAGUAGUUUGGGCUUUUGAUUUUAGUAAUUAAUAAAUGAUAGUGCCUCAUAUCUAUCAUAAAUACUUGUUUAACAACUCAAUUACAUAGAGCUGUUAUUUAUAAGAUAAUUCCUGUAUUGUUAUUGGAGAUCAAAGUGGAACUGUGGAAGUAUAUAACUUUUAGUAAUCUAAAUUAUAAUAAAAUGGAAUUAAAGGUAAACACUAAAAAUAAAUAUCAUCUAUUCUUUUAUUAAAAAAACAUGACAAAUUUAUUUGUAGUUCUUAUGAUUAAACAUUAUCAGUAUGGAAAAUGUUAUAUAAUUAAUCAAACUUUGAAAAUACCUACUGUGAAUCAAUUAUUUAAUGUGGUAAUAUGCUUGGACAAAUUUAAAUAAUUAAUUAAUUUUAAUCAAACCCAAAUUUACUUUUGGUUGGAAAUCUAGAGGGUAUUAAAUCAUAUUAAUUAAAGGAUCUUUAAAAAUUGUAAAUUUGAUGAAUUAGUGUGUUAUAUUAGAAUCAGAUAUACAAAAAAAUACAAAUUCAAUUUGUGAUUUUAUCAUUGCUGAAGAUGCAAAUAAAGGUAUUUAAAAAAUAAUAUUAAUUAGAAACGAUAUCUGUAAUUACAUAUUUACAAUCAAGUAAAUCACUAAGAUUUUGGAGAUUACAGAAUAAUGAUAUGGGAUGGGCAUAAAAUGAACAAAAAAUUGAUGUUGCUUUAUCAUUAUCUGAGAAUAUGAUUAGAUCAAAACUCCAAUUAGUUUAAAUGCCUUCCAGUACAUAAAAUACUGUUGUUUUGAUAGCUAAUGAAAUAAACAAAGAAUUGUUAGUUUAUGAAAUUAUUAAUAAAUAGUGA